Perkinsus marinus ATCC 50983 is the source of this 1040-nucleotide messenger RNA. Its product is annotated as 26S proteasome regulatory subunit 7, psd7, putative. The coding region runs from base 1 to 1035 and encodes 344 amino acids. Lineage: Eukaryota; Perkinsozoa; Perkinsida; Perkinsidae. The record is from RefSeq and is a predicted model, not a curated record. Gene Ontology annotation, biological process: proteasome-mediated ubiquitin-dependent protein catabolic process. Gene Ontology annotation, molecular function: metallopeptidase activity; protein binding. Gene Ontology annotation, cellular component: proteasome regulatory particle; proteasome complex. The transcript has 11 exons.
AUGUCGAAUAAGAAGCCGCAAGCACCAGAGGUUGACAUGAGCCAAAUGGCGCUGGCCAAGAGUUCGGGCGAUCGCAUUAACACUAGUGUUGUUGUUCACCCCAUUGUGCUCCUUUCUAUUGUUGACCACUACAAUAGAGCGGCUAAGGGAACAGCUCGGCGUGUUGUUGGUACACUGUUGGGCCAAAUGCUGGAUGGCAAACUACAUGUUACCAACAGUUUUGCAUUGCCCUUUGAGGAGGACCUCAGAGACCCUCAAGUGUGGUUCGUUGAUCAUAACUACCAUGAGAAGAUGUAUGCUAUGUUCAAGAAAGUCUCCCAGAAGGAGGUGGUAGUAGGAUGGUAUUCCAGCGGCCCUAGGAUCAAACCCAGCGAUCUUGCGAUAAAUGAGAUCUUCCGACGGUACUGUCCAGAACCUGUAUUCCUCAUUAUGGAUGUUACAGGAGGCAACAGUACGGCUAAGAAGGGAGACCUUGAUCCGAGGGACUUCCCUAUGCAGGCAUACUACUCUGCUGAAGAGGCAUCUGCCGAUCCGCUCACUCGAAGGACUUUUAUUCAUCUCCCUUCUGUUGUUGGAGCCUUCGAGGCUGAGGAAGUUGGCGUUGAGCACUUGUUGCGGGACAUCAGGACGCAGAGUACGAGUACGCUGGCUACUCGAGUGGAGUCCAAGAUGAACGCUCUGAAGACCCUCGUGGUGAAGAUAAAUGAGAUUGCUCAAUAUCUGGGCCAAGUUGUUGAUGGGAAGCUGCCUCCAAAUGCCCAAAUCAUCUACAACCUUCAGAAUAUAUUCAAUUACUUGCCCGGCGACAAUCAGGAGGAUAUUGAACUGAUGCGUUCCUUCAAUGUGGAGACGAACGACAGCAUGUUGUGCAUCUACUUGGGUUCCAUACUACGGGCUACAAUCGCCUUGCAUAACCUUAUUAAUAACAAGAUCGCCAAUAAGGCACGCGAGGCUGAAGCGGAGGCAAAGGCUGAGGCGAAGGCUGACAGGACUGCCGCUAAAGACAAUAAGAAGCCGGCGGCAACAGCAGCGUGAAGAAA